Molecule: messenger RNA, 3537 nt
Organism: Histoplasma capsulatum G186AR
Lineage: Eukaryota; Fungi; Ascomycota; Eurotiomycetes; Onygenales; Ajellomycetaceae
Product: DNA binding regulatory protein AmdX
Exons: 3
Coding region: 1-3537 (1178 amino acids)
Biological process (GO): regulation of transcription by RNA polymerase II; DNA-templated transcription
Cellular component (GO): chromatin
Molecular function (GO): DNA-binding transcription factor activity, RNA polymerase II-specific; zinc ion binding; RNA polymerase II cis-regulatory region sequence-specific DNA binding
Source: RefSeq, a predicted model, not a curated record
AUGUUGUCAGAUGUCAUGACGAGCCAAACCUCCGCCGACUCCCAACCUGGGCACGAGCUCGUUUCGAUCAGUGAGACUUCUAAUUUUGCUUUAACAGCGCCUCCAUCAAAAUCCGAUACAGCUGUCGACAGUGGGAAACAGCAAACUGAAAAUUCCGAUAUUCCUCCACCAAAAACCGAUAAACCUAGGCCUCAUGUUUGCACAACGUGCGGCAGAUGUUUUGCCCGUCUAGAGCACUUGAAACGUCAUGAGCGGUCUCAUACCAAAGAAAAGCCUUUUGAAUGCCCAGAGUGCACCAGAUGCUUCGCACGAAGAGACCUCCUUCUACGACAUCAGCAGAAGCUCCAUAUGACGUCCACCCCGUCAUCCCGGCCUAAAACCGCGCGACGCGAAAGCACCAGCGGCGCCGGACCAGGAUCAACUCGGGUCCGCAAAAAUUCCAUUGCUAAUAAUGGGAACACCGGCAAUAAUAUGAGGCCGCGAGCGAAUACCAUCAGCCAUCUGGAUCGUUCGUCGCUUGGGAUCAUCGGUGUUGGGAAUCCACCUAGUUCAAGACCGCCUCAUCUCACUCACACCAGUCACCCGAGUUUAAGUUCGAUACCUGGUCUUCCUACCUACGGAUUUCGGGGCCUUCCUUCCGAGCAGCAGAAUAUCAACAACGGCUUGACAAAACUAGAUACUGGCAUUCCUAUGGACCUGACUAAUGGCCUGCGGACCGCUCCUGUUCUUGGUAGUUUCAACGAGGCAAACUUCGGGGACAUGAUAUUAAACCAGGAAAACAAUACCAUUAACCCUGCUCAAUUACAUUUUGGAUCGCCUCACCCUUUUGGUAGUGACACUGCGACAUCACCCUUCCAUCAAACAUUUUCGGGCUUGCCCUCACAGAGCAUUAUCGACGAUGAUCUCAACCCGGACUGGCUGCACGGGUUUGAGAAUACAAUGACAUUCGCCAACGCGAAUGAGUCCGCGAUUGAUGGUUCGUCACCUUCAGCCAUGAGCACAGGAAGUCAAAGCGGAAUCAGUGAAGUGAUGUUGGACGGAUCGAACCAAGCAGCGGUGAGUACCUCAGGUCCAUGGUCCAAUCCUCCGCUUGUCCAUUCCCAAACUUCGAACAACCAGUUCAACCUAGAAUUUACGUCCCCUUUCGCGGAUAUUCAAUCCGAAACUGUGUCGCCUAAGUCCCUGCUUGGACAGAACCAUUUUUCUGACCAGUCGUUCUCUGCUCGACCUACGAGGAUUCAAUCUGGAUUGUCUGGAGUACCAAACAAUAUUUUUCAUCCCCCAUUGGUCACAAACGGAGAUAUAGGGGAUUCUUCCGGAACAACCGGACAUAACAACUUUGCACCCAAUUCCACGUCGUCGAUGUCCACGGAAACCAUUACCGAGUCCACUCGCCAAGCUCUACUGGCUAAUCUACAUCAGCCUUCGGGUAUCUCUCAUCGUCGAUUCUCCCAGCCAACAAACGCCCAAUUUUCCUGCCCCAGCACAAUCCCCCGUCAACACUCUGUUAACAGUAACGCAUAUGCUCUUCCGAGUACAAUUGAUCUCCAACGUUACAUCGCAGCAUAUGUCACCUAUUUUCAUCCACACAUGCCCUUCCUCCAUAUUUCCACUUUGGAUUUUGAUUCUCCCGAAUACUCUGGAAGCCUAAAAAAUCCUAGUGGACAACUAAACUCUGGAUCGCCUCCUGUUGCUGGGGGAGGAUGUUUGAUUCUCUCCAUGGCAGCCAUUGGUGCUUUGUACGAAUUCGAAACCGCGACAUCCAAGGAACUCUUUGCAUCUGCAAAAAAAAUGAUUCAAGUAUACCUUGACGAGCGGAGAAAGGCAGACAUAUCUGCUGCACUUAACCGAUCAAGCUCCCCUCGCGACAAUUCCGUUCGCAAUACUCCACUAUGGCUAGUUCAGGCAAUGCUCUUAAAUGUCAUAUAUGGGCAUAACAGUGGUGACAAAACCUCUGCUGACAUUGCGAAUACGCAUUGCGCUGCUUUGGUUAGUUUAGCCCGGGCUGCGGAAUUGACCCACCCCAUAAUGGCCGAAAACCUCCCUCCUGAUCAACUUGGAUAUACCCCUGGAGGGGGUGAUAUGCAUAUGGAUGGUAUAAAUGCCCAAGCGUGGCAUGACCAUAGAGAAUGGAUGCGGUGGAAAUUAGUAGAAGAGCGAAAAAGAACACUUUAUGCUAUUUUUACUUUGUCGAGCCUUUUGGUUUCUGCUUACAACCAUUCUCCGCCGCUUAUGAACUCGGAAAUUCGCCUUGAUUUACCAUGCGACGAACAACUCUGGGCUGCAGAAUCCGCUCAGGCUUGGGCAUCAUUAGGUGGAACAACGGCUCAUCAUAGGGAAAUACCGUUUUCUGUGGCCCUGACAACGCUCCUUACCGCUAGUCACCGACGACAAUCGGGCUCCCCGCAACAAACGCAUUUUAGCGCAAAUGCUCCCGGCGACGAUCACCCUCAAAGCGAUGUGAAACCAAGUACGUUUGGCUGUUUGGUACUGAUACAUGCCUUGCAUAACUAUAUCUGGGAAACUCGACAGCGACACAUUGGCCGUCCUUGGACGCCACAAGAGACAGAGGCAAUGCAUGCCCAUAUUGAACCUGCUCUUCGGGCUUGGCAGGCGGCAUGGAGUGCCAACCCUAGACAUAGUCUUGAGCGGCCAAACCCGUACGGCCUGGGACCUCUAUCGGCAGAUAGCAUACCUCUCUUGGACCUUGCUUAUGUUAGAUUAUUCGUUAACUUGGGUCGAUCCAAGGAAGCGUUCUGGCAAAGGGAUUGGAACGGCAUGGCUGACGAACUGGCAAGAGGAGCGGAAAUUAUUCAACAUGCAGAUGACCCUAGAGCCGACUAUCCUUCCCAGGACCACCGGCUUGAGGGAGGAAAUCAAGCCGGCGGCAGGCGAGCUUCCAUUAGUGAAUACGGCGUAGCAGAUUUGACACUCACUGGUAACGUGAAUCAAGAACAUAACAUGCAGAACAAUAUUUCGCAGCAGCAGAUAGAAGCAUCAAGACGCGAACGUCAUCUUCGAAAAGCAGCGUUCUACGCGGCUGACUCGAUAUCUAUGUCUGAUAAGUUAGGAAACACCUAUGCUGAGUUCACGUCGCGGGAGCUUCCUAUCCAAAGCGCAUUGUGUGCGUUUGACUGUGCCCAGAUCUUGGCCGAAUGGGUAACUACAAUUCAAGAACGCAUUGGUCCGUAUCUCGGGAUUUUAGGACAGGAUGCGAUGGAUUUGACCCAAGUUCCCGGAAUAAUGCUACUGGAAGACGAAGAUUACAAGCUGAUUCAAAAGAUCCAAGAAAUCCUUAGCAAUGUUGAGGUAAAAAUGAAGGAUGUUUCGCAUCAUCCUGGUACAUCUGGAAACGAGCCAUCUAAUUGUCUGCCCAGCUUGGUCGAUGGCGGUUUUGGUACAAAGAUUCUGUUCUCGACGGCUUACCUUCUGGACAGGGCGGCUGUUUGGCCAGUUACAAAAUUGAUGGCUCGGGCCCUCGAGACUCAGGGACUCCGGAUGAGAGAGAGGGCGCAAAACUCGGUUCUUGCUGGAUAA